AUGUCGAGGGAUCCAAACAGUGAAUCACAGUCGCCUCCUACGUCAACAGCUCCCAUACCAACACCAAUAAUCACACAACCAACCCAAUCAACCACAAAGAGUGACAAGGACAAGCAAACGACUGCAGCGGGAUCUGCUGCGACGACCAUACCUCAAUCACCUUCUGUCAUACAGGAACAAAAGAAAACUGUGGUACUCAAAGUUGGGAUGGUGGGAGACUCUCAAAUUGGAAAGACAUCACUGAUGGUUAAAUAUGUUGAGGGGUCAUUCGACGAGGAUUAUAUUCAAACGCUUGGUGUCAACUUUAUGGAAAAGACCAUUUCAAUUCGAUCAACAGAAAUCACUUUUUCGAUUUGGGAUUUAGGAGGACAACGAGAAUUCGUAAACAUGUUACCACUCGUGUGCAAUGAUGCCAUUGCCAUACUCUUCAUGUUUGAUCUAUCACGAAAGUCAACAUUGAACUCGAUAAAGGAAUGGUAUAGGCAAGCACGAGGAUUCAACAAGACGGCCAUACCCUUCUUGAUUGGAACAAAGUAUGAUACUUUUGCAUCCUUUCCAAGAGAGGAACAGGAAGAGAUUACGAAUCAGGCUCGAAGGUUUGCCAAGGCAAUGAAGGCAUCCUUGAUCUUUUGCUCUACAUCGCAUUCCAUCAAUGUUCAAAAGAUAUUCAAGAUUGUCCUAUCCAAGGCCUUUGAUCUAAAGUGCACCAUUCCGUGCAUUGAAGAGAUUGGAGCACCUAUUUUGGAAUAUUGA
Synchytrium microbalum is the source of this 753-nucleotide messenger RNA. RefSeq lists its product as uncharacterized. The transcript is spliced from 5 exons. Bases 1 to 753 code for a protein of 250 amino acids. The record is from RefSeq and is a predicted model, not a curated record. NCBI's taxonomy places the organism in Eukaryota, Fungi, Chytridiomycota, Chytridiomycetes, Synchytriales, Synchytriaceae. Gene Ontology annotation, molecular function: GTPase activity; GTP binding.